This is a messenger RNA of Tricharina praecox, 1754 nucleotides long. Its product is annotated as Mu homology domain-containing protein. NCBI's taxonomy places the organism in Eukaryota, Fungi, Ascomycota, Pezizomycetes, Pezizales, Pyronemataceae. The record is from RefSeq and is a predicted model, not a curated record. Gene Ontology annotation, biological process: endocytosis; intracellular protein transport. Gene Ontology annotation, cellular component: clathrin adaptor complex; cytoplasmic vesicle. The transcript is spliced from 2 exons. The coding region runs from base 65 to 1633 and encodes 522 amino acids.
CUGGACAGCACCCCGCGCUGAGCAUCACCACCAAAAACCACCAUCACCGGAACCGCCAGAAACCAUGAGUGCCAUCGAAGCUCUGUACAUUUUCGAUCGCUAUGCCCCCACCGCGACCAUAAUCCUCCAACACGAAUGGCGCUCGCGCUCUCCGACAUCGGCAGUCUCGCUGCUGGCGCACUACAACGCCCACCCCGCGCCGCGUCCGUCGCUGAUCUACAUGCCCACCACAUCCCCGCCCACGCUCCUCUUCAGCCUGGAACACAGCAACCUCUUGUUCCUGUCUCCAGCGACCUCCGAGAUCGAGCCGCUGCUUGUCCUCGAGUUCCUUCACCGCGUCGUUGAUGUGCUCGAAGACUACCUGGGCUCGCCGCUGCUGGCCGCAAAGAUCGAGGUCAACUAUCACAUCGUCGCGCAGCUCAUGAACGAGAUGGCCGAUGACGGCGUACCGUUCACCACUGAACCAAAUGCGCUGCGCGAUGUGGUGCUGCCCCCGAGCUUAAUGGGGAAGAUAUUCGGCAGCGUUACCGGCCUGCCUAGCUCCACCCUCCCCUCCCUCGGCCACUCCCCGCACACGAACGCGCUCUCGACGAUCCCCUGGCGGCGCGCCAACGUCAAGCACACGAACAACGAGCUCUACGUCGACCUGAUCGAGCUGGUGAGCGCGACGAUCGCGCCCAGCGGGCGGCCGCUCAGCGCGCGCGCCAACGGCACGGUAGCAUUCACGUCGAAGCUCUCUGGCGUGCCGGACCUGCUGCUCACGCUGCAGGCGCCCCAUAGCCACAAGCAGAAGCUGGGAGAGAAGCCGAACGGCAUCAUCGAGUACCCGGUGUUCCACCCGUGCGUGCGCCUCAGCCGCUGGCGCGAUCAUCCGGGUGAGCUGUCGUUUGUGCCGCCCGAUGGGAAGUUCGUGCUGGCGAGCUACGAGGUCGAUCUGCUGUCAAAGCAGCAUCAGCAGCACCAGCAGCAGCAAUUGCAGCUGCCCGUACAGGUGGAAUUGAAGACGGCGAUUGGCCACGAGGGCGACGAGUUCGAGGUGCGCGUGUUCGUGUCUACCGCCGCGCUCUCUCCCGUCGCGGGCAGCGGAUCGUCACCGGCGUUCGGGAGUCGGGGCGGGAAUGGCGGGGGAAGCAGCAGGAGCCCCGCAUUCGGCGGGACCAGCAAUGCGCCGGUGAUCGAGGAGGUGUCGAUCACCAUUCCGCUGCCGAACGUGGUCAAGACGCUCGUUGCAACGCGCUGCAGCAGGGGAGAGUUCCAUCACGAAGGGAGGGAGGUCGUCUGGAAGAUCCCCACCACCGGCUCCGGCGCUACGCCGAGCUCUACGGCAACGUUCCGGACAGCGGUGCAGAUCCGCUCUUCGGCGGAGGAUGACGAUGAUGACGAUGACUCCGCCGGGGAGGAGGGCGCCGGCAAGAAGGAAGGCGGGAAAAAGGCCGCCGCUAGGAAACGGAGGAUAGAAAUGGCUAUGCCGCGGUGCGCCAUCGUUAACUUUUCCGUCAAGGGAUGGUUGGCGAGUGGUGUGCGUGUGGAGAGCGUCAAGAUCGUCGGCGGAAGGGGCAUGGGCGAGGGCGUCAAGCCGUAUAAGGGUGUCAAGUAUAUCACUAGAGCUGGCGGAAUAGAGGUUAGGUGCUAAUUGUGAAUGGGCGCGCAAUCUUGGGGGGUUUAUGGCGUUUUUGUUUGUAAUUUGUGUCUUUUUGUUUGCAGGGUGUAAUGUAAACGCAUACGGGUCGUGAAUUGAUCAGGACUGCCUGACG